AUGGGCUGCGGUGGUAGUGCCGGCAUGCGAACGCUCUCUGCGGACGCAAAAUCCAAGGUUGAGGAGCUUUUCGACAAGAUGGACAAAGACACUAGUGGCACCAUUACAAAGGAGGAGGCCCACAAGUUCUUCAGCAGCUUUGCAAAGGUGAAUGCAAAAGCCAUGUUUGAUGAAGUGGACGACGAUGGCAACGGAAGCAUCACAAAGGCAGAGUGGGUCGGAUUUUGGAACCAGGUCCGGGCUGCUGGGUAUUCCAAUGACCAGAUCCUCGAAGAGCUCGAGUUGAUGACGGACGGCGGCGACUGGGUGAACUGGAAGGAUGGAAAGGAUGUUGCAGCCAUGUCCCGGGACAAGAGCGAUUUCGCGAAGUCAACGGAGCCUGUCAAAGUGCCAGAGGCCGUGCCGGAGGCGUCGCAAGAGGCCGCGCCCGAGGCUGCGCCGGCCGACACACAGGAAGAGCCCAAGGCUGAGGAGCCCAAGGCGGAGGAGCCCAAGGCGGAGGAGCCCAACGCGGAGGAGCCCAAGGCGGAGGAGCCCAAGGCGGAGGAAGCCAAGGCGGAGGAAGCCAAGGCGGAGGAGCCGAAGGCUGAGGAGCCGAAAGCGGAGGAGCCCAAGGCUGAGGAGGCUCAGGCUGAAUCGGAAGCACCACCACAACCAAUGGCGCUUUGA
Symbiodinium sp. CCMP2592 is the source of this 669-nucleotide messenger RNA. The record is from the annotation of a GenBank genome assembly. Lineage: Eukaryota; Dinophyceae; Suessiales; Symbiodiniaceae.